This is a messenger RNA of Salvia splendens (bonfire salvia), 740 nucleotides long. RefSeq lists its product as uncharacterized. The record is from RefSeq and is a predicted model, not a curated record. Bases 272 to 733 code for a protein of 153 amino acids. NCBI's taxonomy places the organism in Eukaryota, Viridiplantae, Streptophyta, Magnoliopsida, Lamiales, Lamiaceae. The transcript has 3 exons.
AUAGUAAUUCUACGAGACUAGAACCGCCAGAAUUUGGAAAGGGCGAAAUUAUAGGGAUUUGAAACUUCCGACUCUUCAUUCUCGGUCAUUAAACGUUGUACACCCAAUCUACACUCUAUCCACUCUCUCCACUAUCGCCUCUCCCCAAACCCUAGAUUUGUUAACAACGCGCAACUCUUUCAAGUAAUCGACCGCAAGUGUCUGAAAUUUCAUCACACAUUCGCCGUCGUUCCUAACAACGAAACGCUGCCGGCAUUAGGACAGAUAGAAUAUGCCUAAGCAAGGACGUCCACGCUCACAACCAUCCCAAGUUGCAGACAAGCAGCUUAGGGACGAGAUAGACGACGCAGUGAAUGACAUUAUACUAGUGGCAUUGGCAAAAAAAUUCAGAGAUAGGUUGGCUUAUGUAGGCCCAAGUAUGUCUAGAAAUGAGGUUGAGCCGAAUCAACCUACAGGUCGAAAAGGUGAUCGACUCUACUGUAGUCGUACCCCGUCAGAAUUCCUCAACUGCUUGAAGCAGUUGAAUCCUAGGCAGAGAAGGUCGAUGACUGAAAUUGGAUUUGGGGGUGUUCUUGACUUUGACAUCAAGGAGAUCCCGAGAUAUCUUGCGUACUGGGUGUUGAACGCCCUUCAUCUAGCACGAUGCCAAAUUAAGCUGGCGGCCGGGGAAUACCUCACACUAGACGAGGAAGACACCCACUUGACGUUGGGGUUCCCUCGAGGCCCUAAAUAAAUCACAA